GCCAAAUUGCGCAACUACUCCAUCACAAAGUCCAGCAGACAUCGACGCUCGCUCUGCAGGGAGGUCUGUGCGAUCGAGGCUUGGUGCUCCAUCGCUCUCCGACACCGUCUUGGACAAAGCACCACUUCCGGGACAGGAAAACAUCAACAUGCCGAUCGAUCACCUCAUGCUCAAGGUCAAGGACUGGUCCAAGGCCAAGGCGUACUACACCACUGCUCUGAAACCCCUCGGCUAUGAGCCUGUCGCGGAUUGGGGCACUGGAGGCGGCUUCGGAGUGGCAGGCCAGCCAGGCAACAUCUACGUCAAGCAAGAGGAGAAGCCAACGCGCGCCCACUUUGCUAUCCUGGCGCCGUCCGAGGAGUCUGUGAAGGAGUAUUACAAGCUGGCGCUGGAAAGCGGGGGGACCGACAACGGCGCCCCCGGCUUCCGCGCGCAUUACGCGCCGGACGGCGUCGGCUGCUUUGUCAUCGAUCUGGACGACAACAACAUCGAGGUCGUGUACCGCCCCUGAACGGUCUGCGCACCAACGGAAAUGUGAUAUUCGUACUCUGGUGCCUGCAUUCCUCUUUCUUUGAUCUGGAUGAUAACAACAGCUGAGGGGUCGGCAUGUGACUGUGCUGUAUGUGACGAUUCAGCACAGUAGGUGUGUUUGAAAUUUGAAAAUCAGAAUCAGAGUCCAGCUUGGCACGCAACGAUUGGGCGGUGCAAGUCUGCUUUUGAAACUACCUGGGUCCUUCCUGCAUGUCAGCUUGCAGUGCUAUCCAAGCAACAUAUGUGGGGAAACCAAGGGAGUUCUAGCUAGCUGGUUUGCUCUGAAAUGAAUUGAGUACUUGAGAAGCACAGAAGCCUGCAAGGCCAUGGAUGGUGCAGGGGCAGCCGACAUUCUGUGGCUGCCCCUGGGCGAAAACUGAGCACACUAUGCCUGAUCUCCAGUUGCUUAUAUUGAGAAAAGUGUGUCUCAGAGCUGCACUGCAUAUGCAGCCUUGCACCAUCCAUGCUACCGUGUUUGUGCUGUGCUCCUGACGUGGGACAUGUGUGCUCCGUUAGUUUCCUGUCCAGCAAAAGUAUACUUGUCUGCCGCUAGUGCUUUUGAUGAGCAGAUACAGACUGCCAGGCAACCACUAGGGGGCCCUUUUCCCCUCUGGAUUUUCAAGUCCAGUCAGCUAUCACUAAUGAUACUGUGAAAUGUGGGUUAAAUUGUUGUGUGAUAUGUGAUCUUCUUGCGUUGUGAUGCACGUGCCUGCAUGCAGUCUGGGGCUAUCAUAGACACAGCAUGUAAUUGCUUCCCCGC
Messenger RNA from Coccomyxa subellipsoidea C-169, 1291 nucleotides. RefSeq names its product Glyoxalase/Bleomycin resistance protein/Dihydroxybiphenyl dioxygenase. The transcript is spliced from 4 exons. Lineage: Eukaryota; Viridiplantae; Chlorophyta; Trebouxiophyceae; Coccomyxaceae. The coding region runs from base 149 to 511 and encodes 120 amino acids. The record is from RefSeq and is a predicted model, not a curated record.